Molecule: messenger RNA, 465 nt
Organism: Portunus trituberculatus (swimming crab)
Lineage: Eukaryota; Metazoa; Arthropoda; Malacostraca; Decapoda; Portunidae
Exons: 1
Coding region: 1-465 (154 amino acids)
Source: RefSeq, a predicted model, not a curated record
AUGGCGGAGCGUUUUCACAGGACCCUUAAGGCUGCACUGAUGUCCCGUUGUAGCAGCCCGGCCUGGUUUCUGCAGCUUCCCUGGGUUCUCGGAUUACGUACAGCUCCAAAGGAAGGACUCGACGCCUCACCUGCAGAGAUAGUUUAUGGAGACCCCCUCGUGGUUCCUGGUGAGUUUUUCCCGUAUUCUCCCUCAGGUGACGACUUGGCCCGGCUGCGGCGCAUUGUCGGGAGGUAUGCCCCAUGCAGACAGACGUACAGGCCGCCCCAACAUCGGUACGUUCCCCGCGAUCUCCAUACGUCGAAAUACGUCUUUCUACGCACCGACGCCGUCAAACCACCACUUACCCCUCCUUACUCCGGCUCCGACGAAGUGAUCGAGAGGAGGGAGAAAGCGUUUCUGCUGCGCAUCAAGGGGGUUGAUGAUUGGGUCUCAAUAGAUCGCAUCAAGCCGGCGUACCUCUAA